Phragmites australis (common reed) is the source of this 1197-nucleotide messenger RNA. Its product is annotated as ethylene-responsive transcription factor RAP2-1-like. The record is from RefSeq and is a predicted model, not a curated record. Gene Ontology annotation, molecular function: DNA-binding transcription factor activity; DNA binding. The transcript has a single exon. Bases 112 to 684 code for a protein of 190 amino acids. Lineage: Eukaryota; Viridiplantae; Streptophyta; Magnoliopsida; Poales; Poaceae. Gene Ontology annotation, biological process: regulation of DNA-templated transcription.
CACCUGGCCGCACGCCUAAUCCCUUCCUAUUUAUAGACCCCACCACUCAGAGGCGCAGAGGAGAGAGCGCAGGAGCAGCACCCGGACGCCGCCGCCCUGCCGAAUCGAGGGAUGGAGAGUGACGCCGCCGCCUUCUACCCAGCGCCACAGCCCGAGCCGACCGCCCCCGCGGCGGCGCCGGCGACGGCGCGUGCUGGAGGUGCGAGGACGGCCGCGGUGGUGGGCAGGAACGCGCGCGGCGUCGGCGUCGGCGGCGGGGGAGGAGGAGGGAGGCAGUACCGCGGCGUGCGGAUGCGGAAGUGGGGCAAGUGGGUGGCAGAGAUCCGCGAGCCGAACAAGCGGUCGCGGAUCUGGCUCGGGUCCUACUCCACCGCCGUCGCCGCCGCGCGGGCCUACGACACGGCGGUGUUCUACCUCCGCGGCCGCUCCGCGCGGCUCAACUUCCCCGACCAGCUCGACGGCGCGGAGGUGGCCGAGCAGCCCGAGGGCCGGAAAGAGGGCGGCGGGCUCACAGCCGCCGCCAUCCGCAAGAAGGCGGCCGAGGUCGGCGCCCGCGUCGACGCGCUCCACUCCGGCGUCGGCGGCGCCCCUCCUCCUCCUCCGCCGCCACUGUCCCAGCGCCGCCGCGCCAAGAACCCCGACCUCAACCGGGAGCCCACCCCGGACACCUCCGACGACGAGUAAAGCGCGCUGAUUUUGUCUUCUUCCUCCAUCUACUAGUCCCAGUCCUUAGGCAACUACUCAUGCGAGGAUUAGCUAGCUAGCUAGCCAGCCAGUAGUAGCAGUAAGCAAGCAACCAGAUAGUGCCAGGCCAAACGGACGGGCGUGGACGGACGCAAGGUGCUCGGUGGAAUGCGGAUGAGCUCGGAGGUAGCAAAUAAUGGAUCCGCGACGUCGCCAUCGGGACGGGAAGCCGUAGUAAGUAGGAGCUAGGGUCGUCUGAGCUGUUUGGCCGGAGGCGACGGCGACGGCGACUACUCUAGUAGAGUAGUAGUAGGAGAUACAGACGGGUGCGUGCGUCAGUGUGUGCGGGCAUGUAGCUAAGCAAGACGGCUAUGUACCUCCCCGUCACUUGAAAAUGUUUGUAAAGAAAGAUGCCGGCCAAGCAAAAGAUCAACAAGAGCUUCAUGGAUCUUUUGCUUCUUUUGUGGUUUGAUGCUUCAAAUAGAAUCUGGAAAAUGGCAGGCGUUACGAUCA